AGUGCUGUUAUGUCCGAUUGUUUGGUGUCAAUAAAGUUUCAGUCUUCAACCCGUCCCGCCCCCUGACUGGCUGUCAUGGCGGCGCUAGUGGAGAGCUGGAGCUGGUUUACGGCUUUAGCUGUGGGAGUUUCUCUAUUCAAAUGUCUCUUCAUCAACGCUUAUCACUCCACAGACUUUGAGGUCCAUAGGAACUGGCUGGCCAUCACCCACAGUCUGCCGCUGUCCCGGUGGUACCAUGAGAACUCGUCGGAGUGGACGCUGGACUACCCGCCGCUGUUCGCCUGGCUGGAGCGGGGCCUGGCGCAGGCGGCGCGCCGCUGGGACGGCGACAUGCUGCGGCUGGACAACCUGAACUACGCCAGCCCGGCCACGGUUCUGUUCCAGAGGCUGUCGGUGGUCUGCACCGACCUGCUGUUCAUCUACGCGGCCAGAGAGUGCUGUCGGUGCAUUCAGGUGCAGAAGGCUCCGCAGGACGUUCUGAGCCGGCCAUCCUUCGUCCUCGCUGUACUGCUGCUCUGGAACUUCGGCCUCCUCAUCGUCGACCACAUCCACUUCCAGUACAACGGCUUCCUGUUCGGCUUCCUGCUGCUGUCUGUGGCCAGACACCUGCAGUCUCGCCACCUGCAGGGGGCGCUGCUGUUCGCCAUGCUGCUCAACCUAAAGCACAUCUUCCUGUACGUAGCUCCGGCUUAUGGAAUCUUCCUGCUGAGGAGCUACUGCUUCACCCUGGACCAGCCAGAUGGCUCCAUCAAGUGGAGCAGCUUCUCUCCGUUGCGGCUGCUGGCGCUGGGCGGCAUCGUCGUCUCUGUCUUUGCUCUCUCCUUCGGCCCCUUCGUUGCCAUGGGCCAGCUGUCCCAGGUGGUGUCGCGGCUCUUCCCCUUCAGGCGGGGCCUCUGCCACGCCUACUGGGCCCCCAAUGCCUGGGCGCUCUACAGCGGCGCUGACAAGGCGCUGGCGGUGCUUGGCGUCCGUCUAAAGCUGCUGCAGGGGGCGGAGCUUCCUCAGGCUGCCAUGACAGGGGGGCUGGUCCAGGAAGUCCAGCAUGCCGUCCUGCCGUCCGUCCCUCCGGCCGCCACGCUGCUCUGCACGCUGCUAGCCGUCUUGCCGGCGCUGUUCUCCAUCUGGCGCCGUCGCCGUGGCAACCGGGCCUUCCUGCGCUGCCUGCUGCUUUGCGCUCUGGCCUCCUUCCUGUUCGGCUGGCACGUUCACGAGAAAGCCAUCCUGCUGGCCGUGCUGCCGCUCAGCAUCCUUGCGGUGGAGAACAGAGAGGAUGCUGGGAUUUUCCUGGUCCUAUCCACCACCGGACAUUACUCCCUGUUCCCGCUGCUCUUCACCCCCGCAGAGAUGAUCAUCAAGGUGUGUCUGAUGUUGAUGUUCACCAUCUACUCCUUCACUGCCCUGGGAAACCUGCACAGGUCUCAGGGUUCUCUGCUCCGUCCCAUGGAGGUUGCCUACCUGCUGGGGCUGGUUGCUGUGGCGAUCUCCUGCGAGUUCGUCUUUCCGUUGUCGCCGUGGCGACAGAAGCUUCCGUUCCUCCCCCUGCUGGCGACCUCUGUGUACUGCGCCGUGGGGGUCAGUUACUCCUUCCUGCGGCUCUACGCUACUCUGCUGCGCAGCAACGACAAACACAAACAGCUCUGAGGUCAAAAGGUCAACAGGGGGUGGGGCAACCUCACACACACACUUACAGAGAGAACUACUGGGGACCAGGAGAGAACGGACUUGCGUUGAGCUCGGACAUUAAUAAUCACCAUGACAACAGCCUGAAUGGAAGAAGAGGAGGAUGAAGACCUGGCAGCAGAACAGAGGACUUGUUAAAGACUUGGACCAAACAGCUGCUGGAAAAAUGAUUUGAAUAAACGAUUUGUCUCCCUUCAGUGUGUGUUUGACUUCAGUCUAAAGAUUAGAGUCGACUCGGACUUGAAGCUCGACUCGGAUUCAUGGUCUGAGACUCAAGUCUUACUGCCAGUUUUUAAUGCUUUAUGUAAUGACUUGGAUCAUCUUAGAACCAAAUAAACGUCUCUGACCUCCGACCUCUUA
Messenger RNA from Gambusia affinis (western mosquitofish), 2040 nucleotides. RefSeq names its product ALG8 alpha-1,3-glucosyltransferase (gene alg8). Gene Ontology annotation, biological process: protein N-linked glycosylation. The transcript has 13 exons. The coding region runs from base 76 to 1641 and encodes 521 amino acids. The record is from RefSeq and is a predicted model, not a curated record. Lineage: Eukaryota; Metazoa; Chordata; Actinopteri; Cyprinodontiformes; Poeciliidae. Gene Ontology annotation, molecular function: dolichyl pyrophosphate Glc1Man9GlcNAc2 alpha-1,3-glucosyltransferase activity. Gene Ontology annotation, cellular component: endoplasmic reticulum membrane.